GGAGGAGGAAGGCGGAGGGAUGCUGCUUCCCUCCCUCUCCCCAUCCCUCGCCGCGGCCGGAGGAGCGCGCAGGCGGCGGCUGGCAGCCCCGGCCGGGCGGAGCGGCGGCAUCGCAGCCCCGCGCAGCGGAGCCGGUCCCCGCCGGGGCAGCCGGUUUUGGAGGCUUGCUUGCCAGUCACCGCAUGCUGAGGCCAUGGCGCUGAGGCUCCCGGGCACGGGAUCACUUUCUCUCACUGGCCUUGGAAUCCUAGUCCUGGUUUUGGCUCUCCCUGCUGAUGCUGGGCUUUCUCAGAAGCAUGUUUCAGACGUCGUCGAUGACAGCAAAGAUAACAUCACCAUUUUCACUCGCAUCCUGGACAGGCUGUUGGAUGGGUACGACAACCGCCUGAGACCUGGACUUGGAGACAGCGUAACUGAAGUCAAGACAGACAUUUACGUGACAAGUUUUGGCCCUGUCUCGGACACAGAUAUGGAAUACACUAUUGAUGUCUUUUUCCGGCAAUCCUGGAGAGAUGAAAGGCUGAAGUUUGACGGUCCUAUGAAAAUACUUCCCCUGAACAACCUACUGGCCAGUAAGAUCUGGACUCCUGAUACCUUCUUCCACAAUGGGAAGAAAUCUGUUGCCCACAACAUGACAACCCCCAACAAGCUGCUGCGCCUGGUGGACAAUGGCACUCUCCUGUACACCAUGAGGCUAACGAUUCAUGCAGAGUGCCCCAUGCACCUGGAGGACUUCCCAAUGGAUGUGCAUGCUUGCCCACUGAAAUUUGGGAGCUAUGCCUACACAAAGACAGAGGUGAUCUACACCUGGACACUGGGGAAGGAUAAAUCAGUGGAAGUAGCGAAGGGUGGAUCUCGCCUGAACCAGUAUGACCUGCUGGGCCAUGUUGUUGGGACAGAAAUGGUUCGAUCGAGCACAGGAGAGUAUGUCGUUAUGACCACACACUUCCAUCUCAAGAGGAAGAUUGGGUACUUCGUGAUCCAGACCUACCUGCCCUGCAUUAUGACAGUCAUCCUGUCCCAGGUCUCUUUCUGGCUUAACAGGGAGUCCGUUCCUGCCCGCACAGUUUUUGGUGUCACCACCGUCCUCACUAUGACCACUCUAAGCAUCAGCGCAAGAAACUCGUUACCUAAAGUGGCAUACGCGACGGCCAUGGACUGGUUCAUAGCCGUCUGUUAUGCCUUUGUGUUUUCUGCGCUGAUCGAAUUUGCCACGGUCAACUACUUCACCAAGCGCAGCUGGGCUUGGGAUGGCAAGAAGGUGUUGGAAGCCCAAGAGAUGAAGAAAAAAGAGCCGGUGGCGCUAGCGAAGAAAACCAACAACACCUACAACAUUGUUGGCACAACAUAUGCCCUCAACAUUGCCAAGGACCCUGGCCUGCCCACCAUCUCCAAGAGUGCUGCUGCCACUGCUACCGCCACCAACGUACCUCCCAAGAUGCCUCGCAUAGAGGAGAAGCUCCCAGAGACUAAGAAGACAUACAACAGUGUCAGCAAGGUAGACAAGAUGUCCCGCAUUGUCUUUCCAGUCCUCUUUGCCAUUUUCAACUUAGUCUACUGGGCCACAUAUGUAAACCGAGAGUCAGCUAUCAAGGGAAUGAUCCCCAAACAAUAAAACCGGUCACACAAACCUUCCAUCAGUGAGCACCAUUCAGGCAGGAAUUCUCCAGGGCUUUCUUCUUUCUUGUUUUGUUUAAUUAUUAUUGUUCAUUUGAUAUUAUUAUGAUAAUGAUUAUUACUAUUAGAGCAUUCUUUUAUAAUGUAAACAAAACUGUGAUUUUAAUUUAAUCCUGUAUACUUUAGUUUCAUUUUACUUUGUCUCUGAUGAUGAAAGGAAGAAAAAAAACGGAUCAUAACAAGUUGUGCCUCUAACAUUGUGAGUCUGAUGUCUCUCAUCUGUCCAAGUCACCCUGUGCUUCCAUCUCUCCUCCUCCACCUCCUGCUGUUCCCACAGUCUGCAUGCCACUGCCAUUCCAUGCCCCGCACUGCUGGGGGUUACUGUUGUGGUCUGCUCCCUUCCUUCUCUUCUGUGAUGGACUGCCCUAGCAUGGUGGAUGCUCCUGGUGGCUAAAGGAUGUGGAGGCCUCCAGAGUUAGUGAGCUAGCUGGGCUGCUCUUCAGUUCCUGGCGCUUUGUGCUGGGUGGUACUGCCCAGGCUGUGGAUGCACUUGAGCAGUGUGGCAUGGGCUAGUUUUUAACCCAAUGCCUACUGGGGAUGAAUCCACCGCUGCUGUGGGCAGUGGAGCCAUUCCAGUGGUGGAACAGAGUGGCAGCAUCUUGUAGGUAUCUACAGGGCUUCUUCCUCUCUAUCUUUAGCAAACCCAGCUGCUGGUUUCCUCCACGUGUCUCCUGUACAAGAACAGGCAAGAAAGGUCUUGUCUGACUGCCAUCCUGCACUCUUGGGGCAAUUCAUGUUAGAGAAUAGGUUGGUUCUUCCCAGAGAAAUAAUUUUUCUCAAGGUUGGGAAGUUAAGACAGGAGUUUUCUAAUGCCUUGGAAGAGUUAGGAGCUGUGAAGUUACACACAUUCAGCAUCAAACCUGGAAGCCGUAGUUCAUGUUCAGAUGAAUGGUUUAUCAUUUUGUCUUGGACACAUCCGCUUAGCCUCUUUGUCUCAGUUUUUUCUUCCAGCUCCCCAUCCCCCUGCUCAGCAGCCCUCACUAGUAUUUCACUCCUCACAGGUCGAUUUAGGCAGAGAAGCCCUUACCUCUCAGGUAAGCCUCGCUGAUGGGGAGGAGUACAGCCCAGCGAAGUCCAGCUCAUGGUGCAUCCCUGCUUUGGUGCACCAAAGCAACAGUGAUGUUUGUUCAGGAUAGCUCGCAUGCAGGCUGCUUCCUGUGGGAUACACCUGGGGCCACUCUGCCACCUGUGGGGGUGAGUCAGGGGACAGUCAGUGCCCAAAUAUCUCCCUGCCCCAGGUGAACAGAUGCAGCUGAGCAUCCUUAGCACCAUGGGAAAACAGCAGAAGGAGGUCUUUGAAACACCAGGGUGAUACUGCCAUCCCAGAGAGCCAUGUGAACCAGAUGCCACUCUGCAAAUGCACGAAGUAAGACCCUACUUUAACACCUGCACAUUCUUCCAAGGAAAGCCCUCCAGUGCCUUGUAGAGAGGCUUUUUCUCCCUUCUCGGCUACCACAGUCAAGGACCCAAACCAGUGGUUGUCCUGAGCAGAAGCACAAGAUGGUGGCAUCCAAGACAUCUGUUCCCCCUCCCUGGUGAUCCAUGGACACACUGUCCUGCUACAAGGAAGCUUGGUGAGUUCUCAUCUCCAGGUCAUGGGCAGCAUUGAUUCUGC
This is a messenger RNA of Cuculus canorus (common cuckoo), 3292 nucleotides long. RefSeq names its product gamma-aminobutyric acid type A receptor subunit alpha3 (gene GABRA3). The coding region runs from base 20 to 1615 and encodes 531 amino acids. Gene Ontology annotation, biological process: chloride transport; synaptic transmission, GABAergic; regulation of postsynaptic membrane potential. Gene Ontology annotation, molecular function: inhibitory extracellular ligand-gated monoatomic ion channel activity; GABA-A receptor activity; benzodiazepine receptor activity. The record is from RefSeq and is a predicted model, not a curated record. Gene Ontology annotation, cellular component: neuron projection; dendrite membrane; synapse. NCBI's taxonomy places the organism in Eukaryota, Metazoa, Chordata, Aves, Cuculiformes, Cuculidae. The transcript is spliced from 10 exons.